Bipolaris oryzae ATCC 44560 is the source of this 540-nucleotide messenger RNA. RefSeq lists its product as uncharacterized. The transcript has a single exon. The coding region runs from base 1 to 540 and encodes 179 amino acids. Lineage: Eukaryota; Fungi; Ascomycota; Dothideomycetes; Pleosporales; Pleosporaceae. The record is from RefSeq and is a predicted model, not a curated record.
AUGACCUCGGCAAAGUCCAAAGCCAGUGAAAGCGGCACAUCAAAGAACGACACGGCGGGCACAUCAACAGCCUCACACGAUACACCACCGGCCUACGAUGGCUCCUCCACCUCCGAGCCACCACCAACCUACGAAUCCGUCGGACGCGCCCUAACGGCCCUGUCCCAAGGCGACCCAGACGAGUUAAUCCUAGUUCCGUUUGUAACUCGAACCGUGGGCUUCAGCAUUCACAACUACAACCCUUUUUCACACAAGCAAGGCGAGAUCCGCCAGUCGAUUGUGACGCGCCGCAUGAAGCGCUCGCAUUACCUCGCCCACUACGUCAAGGACAUGAACGGCAACUUUGUCGGCACCAGCACUCCGGCGGUAGAUGCGGCUCUCGUAUUCGUGCCGGGCAAGAGUAGCCCCGAGGACUCGCUGCGCCAGGUCAAUGAGGUGGCGUUCAAGGUGCAGAGGUUGAGGGGCGAUGGUAUUGGUGACUGGGGGAAGCCGUUGCAGGACCAUCCAGCAGGAUAUGGUGGGGGUGGAAUGGCCAUGUAG